AGCAACAAGUGAUGGCCAUGAUGCAACAGGCAGGGGAUUCAUGCCAUUUGCCUACCCGGAAUGAUACCACCUAUCAUGAGCCAUAUGCCACCCCCGGUAUCGACCCCGUCAACAUUUGUCCCAAGAAUGGUCCCUAUACACCCAGUAAAUUUAACGGGGACCAUGAACGAAGCAGCGCCCUCAAAUGUCCAUGAAGUUGACGAGGCGGAGCAGGAGGCGGCUCGCAGAAGGAAGGGUAAGGCUAUAGCUAAACCCAGCAAGACCCGAGAUUCAGCGUUCAAAUGCCUAGGGAACAAAGAGGAUGGGCCCCGCAAUUCUGCCAAGCUACGUCUUGGUCCUGAGAUGGGCCGGACUAGCGCAAUGGAAAGACUUGGCGGGAGUCGUCCCGCUCGAUCUCGUCGUUCUAGGGAAUCUGAGAUGAUUCACCUAGACGAGGAGGAAGCUGAAAGCCAGCCCAGAGCAUCGGCAUAUACUAGGCUCCCAUACGAUGAGGAUGACCUGGACAAGAUAGGGAGCAUAGCGAAGAAGCAUACCCUGGCCAAAUCACCCUUUUCAGCUAGGGUACAUGCACAAAACUUGAGGCGGAAGGUCAAGCUGGACGUGGAGAAAUUCACUGAAAAGGAGGAUCCAAACGUCCACCUUGACACCUUCCAUAAUGCAGCGCAAAUGGCCAGGUGUAUUGAUGCUGAAGAAUGCAUACUCUUCUUCUCAUCCUUGAGAGGGAGGCCAGUGGAAUGGUUUAACAGCCUUCGACAUGGUAAGAUCGGGUCCUUCGAAAAACUUGCUGAGACUUUUUGCAAGAAGUACCAGGACAACUGCAUCAAAAGGAAAAAGUUCACCUACCUUAACACGGUAGGGCAGAGGGAGAAGGAGUCCUUGACUCUGUUUUUAACUCGCUGGAGGGACGAGGUCGACAAAGUAGAAGAGAUGGACGACAAGACGGCCAUGUCUUUGCUGAUGAAUGUCUUCCGGUCGGGUGACCUCUACACUGAAUUUUGUAGAAGGCCACCCUCCUCUUUUCAGGAAGCCUACAAUACAGCAUGGGAGUAUGCCGAGGCGGAAGUCCUAAACAAGAGCAAACGGGAACUGGAGGAAGGCUAUACAAAGGUGAAAAUUGAUAAGCCGAAGAAGGAUGACCAGGUGGGAGGGUCCAAGCCGAGGGCCACAUAUGAUGGGUUUGUUCAUCAAAUAAAGGAUGAGAAGAAAGGAGAACAACCCAAGCAGCCUUGGACAGAGAAGUGGUGCACCUACCACCAAUCUGACUCUCACAACACAACAGAUUGCCGGAAUGUGAGGGUCGUGCUCAGGGAGAUGACCUUGAAAGGGGAAGUGGGUGAAAUAUUCGUUACGGGGCUUGAGGAAGACCCAUAGGCGAGUACUUGAAUCCACCCACAUGAAUAUGAUCAGGGAAAGAAGAGAGGGUAGAUAAGAUGUGGUCAAAAUUACUAAGCUUGUUGUAGACAGAUGAGUCUUGAUGUCUAGGACCUGGAGCGUUGCAUGAGAUGAUAGCAAAAAAAAGAGAAACCCUUG
This is a messenger RNA of Cuscuta campestris, 1530 nucleotides long. Lineage: Eukaryota; Viridiplantae; Streptophyta; Magnoliopsida; Solanales; Convolvulaceae. The record is from the annotation of a GenBank genome assembly.